Sardina pilchardus (European sardine) is the source of this 371-nucleotide messenger RNA. Its product is annotated as high choriolytic enzyme 2-like. Bases 63 to 371 code for a protein of 102 amino acids. The transcript is spliced from 2 exons. The record is from RefSeq and is a predicted model, not a curated record. Gene Ontology annotation, molecular function: metalloendopeptidase activity; zinc ion binding. Gene Ontology annotation, biological process: proteolysis. Lineage: Eukaryota; Metazoa; Chordata; Actinopteri; Clupeiformes; Clupeidae.
GUGUCUCUUCUUUGCCGUCCUUCCAUAAAGUGGAAUAUGGAAGACAUGGGAUUUUGGACGCCAUGGAGCUUUUUACCUAUUCCACCUGUAUCCGUUUCCGACCCCUGACGAAGGAGAGAGAUUAUUUGUACUUCGUGUCAGGCAAUGGGUGCUGGACCAAAUUUGUGGGACGUAGAGGUGGAAGACAGUUUGUGACCCUGACACCAUAUUGCAUGUCCCGCCCUGUGAUCCAGCGUCAGCUUCUGCACACCCUGGGCUUCGUUAACGAGGAAAACCGCAGUGACCGUGACCAAUAUGUCCGUAUUAACUACCAGAACGUCAGAAAGGGUGAGCAAAACCUGCUACUGCAUCCCCACCGAAUGAUUUAUUGA